Messenger RNA from Eurytemora carolleeae, 1180 nucleotides. RefSeq lists its product as uncharacterized. NCBI's taxonomy places the organism in Eukaryota, Metazoa, Arthropoda, Copepoda, Calanoida, Temoridae. Bases 117 to 1121 code for a protein of 334 amino acids. The record is from RefSeq and is a predicted model, not a curated record. The transcript is spliced from 2 exons.
ACAGUUAUCUCAACAAUUCAUUGAUAAUAACCAACAAAGGAGCCGACUCCGACCUGACCUUCAUGAACUUAACAAAUACAAUUGAUUCUCAGGUUUAAGGUUUAGUUUUACUCAGGAUGCAGGUCUUUAUCCUUCUCCUUCUUCUCACAGGGGUUUUAGCUCAGGAUUGUCAGAACUGCAGGGGUGGAGCAGGAUGCUGUUGUAAGGAUUCUAUGAUCAAUGAUGGAGGUUUUAUAUACUGUUCCUGCCAAGCUUCGGCUCCGGUAGCAGUCCUGGAUACGAGUAUAACUGUCUCCUGUGAUCCAGGAUUUACCGAGGGAUGCACGCGAAAGUGCGAAUGGAGAACUCCAAUGGGAAUAUGUAAAUAUGAGAAUAAAAAUUGGAGCUGUGACCAAGCUGUGACUGGAGUAGAUUUUAGAUAUCAAAACUGUGAUAUUCAAGUUCAAGUGACCUCUGCACUUUUGGGGAACUGGACUUGUCUCUCUACUGUAUACUCAGAUACCUUCUCUGACUAUGUUAACCUGAGCCUAGAAGUUGAUUCUGUAAUUACAGUCAAAACUACUCUUGCGAUAGUUCUUCCGAUUGCCGCGGUUCUUCUUAUUGUUCUUGUCAUUCUUCUUAUAUUCUUCUGUUGUCCUACUCUAUGUGCAGGUUUUCUCUGCUGUUCCAGGAGGAAUAGAGAUCCAGAGAAGAAUGAGCGAGGUCAGGAAAUGUUAUACGAUGAGAUUGUAGAAAACCCACAAAGUGACGUAGAUAGAGAAGUGUACAGUGAGAAUCGGAGAAGAGAACCUGUUAAAGAAGUGUACAGUGAGGACCGGAGAAGAGAACCGGUUAGAGAAGUGUACAGCGAGGAUCGGAGGAGAGAACCGGUUAGAGAAAUGUACAGAGAGGACCGGAGAAGAGAACCGGUUAGAGAAGUGUACAAUGAGGAUCGGAGGAGAGAACCGGUUAGAGAAGUGUACAGUGAGGAUCGAGUGCUCGAACCAAGAGUUGAAGUUAUGUACGCACAGCCCCGAAUAAGAGAUGGAUCCGGAAGAGAUACAAGGACUGCUCGGAAGAUCAGCAAACCUCCCGGAGACCUACCGGAGAAAAUACGUAAAGCUUCCAGAGCUCAAUAUUAACCUUUGAUUUUAAUCUGCUUAAGUGCUCAAAUUACAAAUAAUAAAACAUAAAUAUUUUU